Oncorhynchus gorbuscha (pink salmon) is the source of this 4598-nucleotide messenger RNA. RefSeq names its product band 4.1-like protein 5. Lineage: Eukaryota; Metazoa; Chordata; Actinopteri; Salmoniformes; Salmonidae. The transcript has 25 exons. Gene Ontology annotation, cellular component: cytoskeleton. Gene Ontology annotation, molecular function: cytoskeletal protein binding. Bases 296 to 2500 code for a protein of 734 amino acids. The record is from RefSeq and is a predicted model, not a curated record.
UCUCUUGGGACUUGUGAAAAUUGUCUCGUUGGCGUAUCGAGUAGGAGUUAUUGUAACGCUAGUAAGACUACAAGUCAACCAUGGACACAUAUUAGUUUUACUUUGUGAAGGUGGAACAGGCAAGUGGUUUGGUUAUUAUUUUAGAUAUCGGCAAGUAUUUUGUGAGUAUUGCUUAUAGUAUAGGACUUUCGGAUCUACAAGUGGCCAUCGGCGACAUCAGCAAGUGUGAAUGUCGGACUUGUUUCAUCUGUCGCUUCAGCAUCCUCACAAUAGGUAGUGUUCACCAGGCCCCACCAUGCUGAGUUUCCUCCGCCGGACGCUGGGUCGGCAGUCCAUCCGUAAGCAUGCUGACCAGGCCCGGUUGAGAGAGGCCCAGCGGGCCACCACACACAUCCCUGCUGCCGGGGACUCCAAGUCUGUCAUCACCUGCUGUGUGUCAAUGCUGGACGGCACAGACGUCAGUGUGGACCUAGCGAAAAAAGCCAAGGGUGAGGAGCUGUUUGACCAGGUCAUGUACCAUCUGGACAUCGUAGAGAAGGACUACUUUGGACUACGCUUCAUGGACUCUGCACAAGUACCGCAUUGGCUUGACAUUACAAAAAGCAUUAAAAAACAAGUCAAAAUCGGACCUCCAUACUGCCUUCACAUGAGAGUUAAGUUCUACUCCUCAGAACCCAACAACCUGCACGAGGAGUUGACCAGAUAUCUAUUUGUAUUACAACUAAAGCGAGACCUCCUCAGUGGCAAGUUAGAAUGCCCUUUGGACACAGCAGUGGAACUGGCAGCCUUCUCGUUACAAGCUGAGCUGGGAGACUGUGACCCUGCGGAGCAUGCUCUGGACAUGGUGUCUGAGUUCCGCUUCAUGCCAGAGCAGACUGAGGCCAUGGAGCUGGCCAUCUUCAACACCUGGAAGGAGUGCAGGGGCCAGAUGCCGUCGCAGGCAGAGAUUAACUACCUGAACAAAGCCAAGUGGCUGGAGAUGUAUGGGGUGGACAUGCACAUGGUCAAGGCUCGAGAUGGUAAUGAAUACCAGUUAGGACUGACUCCCACUGGAGUGCUGGUGUUUGAGGGAGAGACCAAGAUAGGCCUGUUCUUCUGGCCCAAGAUCACCCGUCUAGACUUUAAGAAGAGCAAGCUGACCCUGGUGGUGGUGGAGGAGGAUGGAGAAGAGGCUCAGGAGACAGAAGAGUCUCAGGGCAAAGAGCAGCAGCACACGUUUGUGUUCCGUAUGGACCACCCCAAGGCUUGUAAGCACCUGUGGAAGUGUGCUGUGGAACACCAUGCUUUCUUCCGGCUCCGCGGCCCAGUCCAGAAGGGCUCAGCGCGCUCCGGGUUCAUCCGCAUGGGGUCACGCUUCCGCUACAGUGGGAAGACUGAGUACCAGACCACCAAGGGCAACAAAGCCAGGAGGUCAGCAUCGUUUGAGAGGAGGCCCAGCCGACGCUACUCCAGGAGGACCAUGAUGAACCGGGGAGCCAACAAACCCCAGGAUCACAACAACGGAAUGAGCCCCAACACAGAUGCCAAGCCCCUCCACAUCAGAAGCCCCUGGUCCCUGCCCGUGGUCAGCCCUGCAUCCUCAGGCUCCACCAGCAGACCUAUGAAAAUCGAAACCCUCCCCAGGAGUCCUGGCGGUGGCCAAUCGGAGAAGAGGAGCAUGGCCUUGCCACUCGUAGCCGAUCUGCUGGAGACAUGCGUUAAUGACGUCACCCAUACACCCGUUCCCAUGGCGACAGCAGGCCUGUCUGAGGAGGCGGGGCUAAGCAUGACUGCCUCCGCCUCCAGGCUCACAGGGGAGGAGAAAGUCUCUCUUGCCGAGGCGGCAGCACGGCUGAAGCAGCUGGAACUACAGGAGGAUGUGGUGAAGCUCACAGAGGAGUGUCUGAACAGUGUGGCUAGCAGCUCUGUGCCUUCUCCACUUCGCCCCCCAGAGGACCUGAAGAGGAACAUUAUCAAAGCCCAGGCACAGGCUGCCCUCAAGAGCUCCCUGGAGGAGCACGUUGUGAUGGGGGACAAGAACACCAAUGUACAGGAAGCUGCAGCCAGUGUUGAGAUGUUGGCUGUGGAUCUCAUUCAAUCAGCACCUAUGAUGCCCCUUGAAAUACUUAACGGAGGGCAACCAACAAAGGCCGAACCUGAGGAGCUGAAGAUGCCCACCCCUCCGUCACUGCGGGCCCCGCUGAGCAGUAACCUGAUAGACUUCUCAGAACCAACCCCAGUAUUACCGCCAUCAUCAGUGCAAUCCAAGCCCAUGAUAUCACCCCGCUGGAUCAUCCCUGCUGCUGCACCACUCACUGCCAUCUUUACUAACGGCCUCUUUGACCUUGACCCCUCUGCAAAGACCGCCGCCCCUCUCCAACCUGAAUGGGGGGCUCUCACCCCAGCCCUGCACCCCCAUCUCUUCUCUCAAAUGCACAAUGUGAUUGACACCAGCAUUCUGGCCCAGCCACCCAAAGAGCACGGCACCAAGCACAAAGGUCUGUUAACCACUGAGCUCUGAGUGGGAACCAGUGAGGGAGCUUCUACCCUCCUCACAACGAAUACUUCCUACUCCUGGUGUUUCUAAACUAGGGGACUACUUCCUACCCUGAGCACAUUCAUCUCCUACUGCGUUCCCAAACCUGGGGGAAGUUCCUGCCCUAGUGACAACCAGUAUCUCCUACUGCGUUCCCAAACCUGGGGGAAGUUCCUGCCCUAGUGACAACCAGUAUCUCCUACUGCGUUCCCAAACAAUUCCCAAAUCAGCAGCAAUCAAGAGAUUGGAUCAUUGGAAUUCCUCGUCUCACUAUAUUCUAGUUUGGAGCAGUGUUUUUAUUUUAGUACCACCGUUGGUUCACCGCUUCUUGUCAUAAGCAUUCCUACAAAGUGCACAGACUCCCUUUUAGAAAUCUUUAAAGCAGGAAGGGACUGCAAUAAGUGCUAAGGAAGAGGACAUCUGUUCCUCAAGCCACUGAAUUACAUUGGAGCACCUGUACCUGGACUCUGAGAAGAUAUGAAACACUGGAGCACCUGGACCUGAACUCUGAGAAGAUAUGAAACACUGGAGCACCUGGACCUGAACUCUGAGAAGAUAUGAAACACUGGAGCACUGGAUGUGGACUGAGAAGAUAUGAAACACUGGAGCACUGGACCUGGACUCUGAGAAGAUAUGAAACACUGGAGCACCUGGACCUGAACUCUGAGAAGAUAUGAAACACUGGAGCACCUGGACCUGGACUCUGAGAAGAUAUGAAACACUGGAGCACUGGAUGUGGACUCUGAGAAGAUAUGAAACACUGGAGCACUGGAUGUGGACUCUGAGAAGAUAUGAAACAAUGACUUUCUACUGAUGUUUUUUUGUCCUGUUUUUUAAAUAUAUUUUUAAUUUAGUCAUACAGAGUGAAUCCAUCAAGUACCAGUGUUCAGUUACAUUACAUUACAUUACAUUACGUUGUCCUUCUGUAGCUCAGUUGGUAGAGCAUGGCGCUUGUAACGCCAGGGUAGUGGGUUCGAUCCCCGGGACCACCCAUACGUAGAAUAAUGCACACAUGACUGUAAGUCGCUUUGGAUAAAAGCGUCUGCUAAAUGGCAUAUAUUAUAUAUUAUUACAUUUAAGUCAUUUAGCAGACGCUCUUGUUAGGACCUGGUGCUCACUAGACGUUUCUGAAUCUCAGUUAUCAGAGACAACAGCAAUACGUAGAAUGCAGGCAUGAAUUUAGCCACAUCUAAAAUGUUAUUCCUAUUUUGUAUCCAUAUAAAAACGCUGUAGCUAAAACCUGCCUUAAGCUAGCAGAUUGUUAAAUUAUGAUCGCAUAACUUUACACAGUAAGGACAUACUAUCACUACUAUUACCAAUACUAUCACUACUGUUACUAAUCCUACCACUACUAUUACUAAUACUAAUACUACCACUAUUACUACUGUAUCUAGGCCUAUACUGUACUUUAGUUUUUCAUCUUACUGAGUCCUCUGCUUACGACUGGAGUGUCUGUGUGAUGGUAAUAUCUAAUCAUGUAGUCUUACCACUGUUUCUGGCUGUGGUCAUCAAUGACAGGUGACAUGACUCAUAGGCUGACAGAGGAAAUAGGCCUAUCACAAACUUUCUCCAUUGGUUUUUUUUCCACACUAAGCCAAUCAUAUACAGGAUCUCUGGUGGUAGGAAGUUGUCAGUCAACUCUAUUAUUCACUAACGUAAGAUGUAAUUAAAUGUAUUUUAGAUAUCAGAUGGGCGGUAGAUCAGAAGUAGGUAUUUGCGAGACGAUGUGCAGUAGAGUUAAAAGCAGAAUACCUUUUCAAAUACAGUUAAUUUGAACAAGUGAUCUGUGAGCAACACCCAUCUCAACGGAAAGACUUAAAACACAUCACGUUUAGUUUUUUUUACUUAAAAUAGCCACUCUGAGAAGAUGUGAAGUGUUCUCUCUCUGUGUCAUGAAUAUAAACUCAGCAAAAAAAGAAACGUCCUCUCGCUGUCAGCUGCAUUUAUUGUCAGAAAAUGUAACAUGUGUAAAUAUUUGUAUGAACAUAAGAUUCAACAACUGAGACAAACUGAACAAGUUCCACAGACAUGUGACUAACAGAAAUUGAAUAAUGUGUCCCUGAACAAAGGGGGGGUCAAAAUC